This is a messenger RNA of Octodon degus (degu), 4058 nucleotides long. RefSeq names its product centrosomal protein 104 (gene Cep104). Gene Ontology annotation, cellular component: cilium. The record is from RefSeq and is a predicted model, not a curated record. Lineage: Eukaryota; Metazoa; Chordata; Mammalia; Rodentia; Octodontidae. The transcript is spliced from 17 exons. The coding region runs from base 506 to 2665 and encodes 719 amino acids.
GGGCCCAGAGCAGUGUUCCCGCCCCAAUGGACCACAAGGGAGCCCCAUGUAAGAAGGGGGCUCACAAAUCAGCAGAGAAAAGGCAGAUGGAAGUUCACAACGAGCAGGUCGGGAAGGUUGCCUCAACACACAGACAGCAGCAGGGGCGUCGUGUCGUGUCCUGACAGACAUCGGAGGCCCGAAGCCAAGCCAGUGGAAUCGCUACAGAGAAACAAGACCAAGAACUCCACAGAAAGGGAGCUAAGGGAGACCACAUACGGCCCCGAUGGCCAGGAAGCAGGAAGGAGACGCACUAACCAGGACCGCAACUCUACAGCCAGGGACGGGCUCGUCAUGUGCAGACUUCAACAUCUCGGAAAAGCAGUGACACCAAGUGGCGUCGAGGACGUGGAGCACCAGUGAGUGUGUUCCCUGGGGCAUCCUAGAGACGCCCUGGCAGUGCUCCCCAGAGGGACCCAGGUGUCCCAAAGACCCAGCACUUUCCUGGACCUGUAGGGAGAAGCUCAUGGACCAUUACCUGGGCCACAACGCUGAGGACCCUGCUCUGGAAGGAACUUAUGCUGGGAGAUCUGACUACAUCUCUCCCCUUGAUGACCUGGCUUUCGACAUGUACCAAGACCCUGAGGUCGCACAGAUCAUCCGCAGGCUGGAUGAGAGGAAGCGGGAGGCUGUCCAGAGGGAACGCUACGAUCACGCCAAGAAACUGAAGCAGGCCAUCGCCGACCUGCAGAAGGUCGGCGAGCGCCUGGGGCGCUACGAGGUAGAGAAGCGCUGUGCCGUGGAGAAGGAGGACUAUGACCUGGCCAAGGAGAAGCAGCAGCAGAUGGCGCGCUACCGGGCCCAGGUGUAUGAGCAGCUGGCGCUGCAUGGCCUCCUGCAGGGCGAGCCUGAGCAGGUGCAGAGGCCUCUCCGUCUGCCCCUCCAGCCCCUCGCCCAUGCCAGCAGUCCCCGCUGCCGAAAGCACGUGCCCUCCCUCCCACAGCCGGAGGAGAUGGUUCCAGAAAACCAGCUUGCAGACCCUCUCCUCCCGGAACAACCAGUAUCACACGUCCUGACACCUUCUCCGAGGUGCUUGGCUCCAGACCAGCCGCCACCUGCCACAACUCCCGCUCCGCAGAGCACCGCCGAGGCCCUGCCCUAUGACGAGCGGCCUCUCCCUGCCACCCGCAAGCAGCCCGGAGAAGUGCUGGCAAAGCUGGAAGCGGGCGAGGCUGACGCCAGUGAUGCCCGGAGAAGAAGCCUUGCUGGGGAGCCAGAGCCCCUGACAGAGAAAGCACUGCGAGAAGCCGGCACUGCCAUCGAUGUGCUCGGCGAGAGCUUGGUGGCCGGGGCCUACUCCAAGACCUGGUCCUGCCGCGAGAACGCUCUGCUUGCCUUGUACGAAAAGCUGAUGGAGGUGCCUGCUGGAGCCCCAAAGGAGGACGCAAAGAACAUGCUGCGCGCGUCUGUCUUCCUCACCCGCAGAGCCAUCAAGGACAUCGUGACCUCGGUCUUCCAGGCCUCCCUGAAGCUGUUGAAAAUGCUCCUCACCCAGUACGUGCCCAAGCACAAGCUGAGCAAGCUGGAAACCUCGCACUGUGUGGAGCGGACCCUUCCUGCGCUGCUGGCCAGAACUGGGGACUCCUCCGCCCGCCUCCGUGGCAUGGCCUCCAACUUCAUCCAGGAAAUGGCCCUGUGUAAGGAGGUCCGCGCGCUGCAGGUGGUCCCGUCCUACUUGGUGCAGCCGCUGAAGCCCAACUGCUCGGCGCACCUGGCCAUGAGUCAGGUGGACCUCCUGGCGCGGCUGCUGCGAGACUUGGGCAUGGCGGGCUCCGGCUUCACCGUAGACAGCGUGAUGAAGUUCGCAGUGAGCGCCCUGGAGCACAGGGUGCACGAGGUCCGGGAGAUGGCCGUCAGGCUCAUCCUGGACAUGUAUGCGGAGCACCGGGCGCUGGUGCUGGAGCACCUUCCCCCAGACGACAGCAGCACGCGCAGGAACCUGCUCUACAAGACCAUCUUCGAGGGGCUCGCCAGGAUCGACGGCAGGCCCCCCCACGGCGAGAGGAGGGCGAAGGAGGGUGAUGCUGAGAGGCCCAGGAACCAGGACAGUCCAGGCAGGAACACGGCACCACCGAACAUCCCCGACAGCCACUACCUGGACAACCUGUGCAUCUUCUGCGGGGAGCGGAGCGAGGCCUUCACGGAGGAGGGCCUGGACCUGCACUACUGGAAGCACUGCCUCAUGCUGACGCGCUGUGGCCACUGCGGGCAGGUGGUGGAGAUCGCCAGCCUGACAGAGCACCUGCUGACUGAGUGCGACAGCAAGGACGCCUUCGGGAAGUGCUACCGCUGCAGCGAGGCAGUUCCCAAGGAGGAGCUGCCCCGACACAUAAAAGCAAAGGCGUGCACCCCUGCCAGGUCUGAGAAGCUGGCGAACCGGUGUCCUUUGUGCCACGAGAAUUUUACUCCUGGAGAAGAGGCGUGGAAGCUGCACCUGAUGAGCCCCUCCGGCUGCACCAUGAACCUGCGCAGGACACACAGCCUGCCCAAGGCCCCCGCACCGCCCCAGGGGAAAGGCUCCAUAACAGCCAGGUCAGGAACCUCAGGACCGAAGGCCGGAAGCAAAAUCCCAACCCCAAAGGGAGGCCUGAGCAAGAGCUCCAACAGGACGUACACCAGGCGGUGACACAGUGGCGCUCUCUCCGUCGGGGACCAGGCACUGUCCUGCCUCCAAGCCCUUUCUCCAGAACGCUGGAUGCGCAGCCCCUGCUCUGUCUCUGUGGCCCCGGCUCCCAUGCUGGUGCCUGGUCCGCUCUGUCUUGCUAAAGGUGUGCGUAGUUCUUAACCAAAGAAGCCAGGAGCUGAGCUCCCAACCCGACUCCGUGGCCUUCGGGUUCAGCCCCUCUGGCCUCAGGGACCAACAUAAAGGUGAGCGAGGAAAUGUAAGAGACUGCAGCCGCAGGAACCAGUGCCGCGGGCAGGCUUGCUCUCAGCCCAAGGCCCCACCUUGUGGCCGCACCCUCACUGGCCAGGCCCAGGGGACAGUGUGGUGGGAUGACACGCCAGGCCAGCCUCACCCCACCUCGCAGCCGUCUGCAGGCUUCGGCUGUGGUCCUGGCACCAGACACUCCCUGCAAGCGCAGGCCAGCUCAGGUCUGUCCUGCUGUCCUUUAUCCCAACUCUGGGAGUGAACUGGAAGUCUGAUUUUCAGACCAUCCAUAGGAUGCUGAAACAUAAGGCGCUGUCUCGGACCCAACCUGGACCUCAGGAAAGCACCCCUCACGGCCAGCAGGGCAACCAGCAAGACGAGCUGCCCACUGUGUACUUGGACACGCCCAUCUUGUCAUGUCUCCGUGCCCUCUGCCUCAAGUGCCAGGCAGCCAUGGGCUGCAGGACAGGCCACUUCCACAGUGGCCGGGUGCUGCUCACACCCUGAGUUUGCGUAGGCAGCCUGCAAAAUGCACUCAGAAGUGUGUGGGUUGGAGGGAGCUACUUCCUGUGACUAGUGUGGGAGCGCUUCUAAGUCCCAACCAGGUGAACAGCAAAGCAGGUGUGAGGCAGGAGGGGCGCCGAGAGCUCCAGACAGCCUAGGCUGCGCGGCGAGGCUGUGCCCCGAGACGCCGAGCGCUGUGAGCACCCGGCUCCCAGCGACAUGGUCACCAAGAACGUGGACCGACUAACCCCUGCUUUCGGCAAACUAGUACCUCAGGGUGCGGCUGGAUGAGAACAAGACCUACCAAGAUGGUAAUCUGUUAAAAAUCUUUGCAUGAGCAGAGAGGUGACACAAAACUAUUAGACAAGGUGAAGUACAGCUGCCAGGGCUGCUGGCCAGUGGAGCUGUGUCCACAGAUGUUGGCCAUCGCUUUCUAAGGCAUCUUUUAAGACUAGAGAAAGCACUUCCAUAAAUAAAAUGAAGAAAAUUAACCAAGAAAUUACUCUUUUCUCUGCAAUCCAAACUUAUUAGAUGUACAUAGUGUCUCUUAUCUGUUUUAACUUAAGACAUUUGUAAAAAAUAAUUCAUUUUAGCCAGGCAUGGCUGCACCUGUAAUCCCAGCACUGGGGAAACUGAGGCAGGAGGA